UGGCUGGUGACUGGUGGUAAGGAAAGAAAUGCCAACCAAAGGCAAACUGCAUUGAUUCAUGAUUUAGCAUGGUUAGUGAUGAAUAAAAGUGAAACGUGAAGGAGGUGGCAGAGAAGUCGUGCAAUAUGUCAUCCAAACAACAACAAGUAGAAGAAGUAGACAUGGACCUGAUGAUGGAUGUUGGAGACAGUGAAGGGGUUGUUGUGUACAACAAAAAUGACCAUUCAUCUAAAGGAUUCUCAGCCAUGGAAAGCAUACGUCGAAAGGGUAAACUCUGCGAUGUCACUUUGAAGGUUGGUGAAAGCAAAUUUUCAGCUCAUCGAAUAGUACUGGCAGCAGCUAUACCAUACUUCCAUGCCAUGUUUACCAGUGACAUGGUGGAGAGUAAACAAGAAGAGAUUACCAUGAGUGGCAUUGAGCCUAGCGCUCUGGAGACACUAGUGAACUAUGCAUACAGUGGUCGUGUAGCUAUGGAUAUACAUAAUGUGCAAUCAAUAUUGGUUGGAGCCAAUUUCCUUCAGCUACAAGAUAUUAAAGAGGCAUGCUGUGACUUUCUGAAAGACAGGUUACAUCCGAGCAAUUGCCUUGGUAUACGACGCUUUGCUGACACCAUGGUGUGCUCUAAACUCUUUGAGGCUUCCACAAGCUUUAUGCACAAGAAGUUUGUUGACACAUCACAAUCUGAGGAGUUUCUGACACUCAGUAAAAUGGAACUGAUGGAAAUCAUUUCAACAGAUGAGCUCAACAUAACAGGCGAAGAACAGGUUUUUGAUGCAGUUAUUGGAUGGGUCAAGUAUGACCUAGAUGACCGAAGACCACUAAUGCCAGAACUCUUGUCCAGGGUUCGACUCCCACUAAUCCGUCCGCAGAUACUAACUGAUAGAGUAUCAACAGAAGAGCUUGUUAGGAGCUCACACCAGUGCAGGGACCUCGUAGAUGAAGCGAAAGAUUAUCAUCUGAUGCCAGAACGUAGGGCUCUCUUCCAAAGUCAACGCACUAAGCCAAGGUUAUGCAAUGAUAUCGCUGGACUCGUCUAUGCAGUCGGGGGCUUGACUAGAGCAGGAGAGUCCCUUAAUGCUGUAGAAAUCUAUGAGCCUGCAAUAAACAAGUGGCUUAUUGGAAAGCCAAUGACAACCCCACGUAGUAGAGUAGGGGUGACUGUAUUGAACAGUAGACUGUAUGCAAUAGGUGGAUAUGACGGACAAGCUAGACUAAAUACAGUAGAGGUGUUUGAUCCAUGCAGUAGUGAAUGGUGGGAUGUAGCUCCUAUGAAUAGCAGAAGAAGUGCCCUUGGUGUAGCAGCUCUAGAUGGCCGUGUGUAUGCGUGUGGUGGUUACGAUGGGAUAUCAUCCCUCAGUUCAGUGGAGUGCUAUGACCCCGAUACCAACAAAUGGUACAUAGUUUCUGACAUGACCAAGUCACGUAGUGCUGCUGGUGUAGCUGUACUCAAUGGUGAGAUAUAUGCUGUAGGAGGACAUGAUGGUCUGCAGAUAUUUAAAUCCGUUGAAUGCUUCAAUCAUUUCACCGGUCGCUGGACAGUAGUACCAUCCAUGCAGAGUAAACGUUGUAGAUUAGGAGUGACAGCAUUCAAUGGUAAACUCUAUGUGUGUGGUGGUUACGAUGGAUGUAAGUUUCUUGACACAGUGGAGGUAUACGACCCUGUAGCCAAUGAAUGGUCCUUUGCUACACCCAUGAACUCAAGACGUAGUAGGGUGGCUCUAGUAGCUAAUCAGGGUCAUUUAUACGCUAUUGGAGGAUACGAUGGGUUAACCAAUCUGAACUCAGUAGAGAUAUACGAUCACCAUCUAGAUAAAUGGAGCCUGGUUUCACCAAUGAUGGCUCAUGAAGGUGGAGUAGGAGUAGGUGUUAUACCAUUGACUGCUUGAUGAUGUUAAUGCAGUGGUGAAUCACUGUCAUGAAUCUAGAGUGCAAAGCAUUUACCAUUGACUGCUUGAUGAUGUUAAUGCAGUGGUGAAUCACUGUCAUGAAUCUAGAGUGCAAAGCAUUUACCAUUGACUGCUUGAUGAUGUUAAUGCAGUGGUGAAUCACUGUCAUGAAUCUUGAGUGCAAAGCAUUUACCAUUGACUGCUUGAUGAUGUUAAUGCAGUGGUGAAUCACUGUCAUGAAUCUUGAGUGCAAAGCAUUUACCAUUGACUGCUUGAUGAUGUUAAUGCAGUGGUGAAUCACUGUCAUGAAUCUUGAGUGCAAAGCAUUUACCAUUGACUGCUUGAUGAUGUUAAUGCAGUGGUGAAUCACUGUCAUGAAUCUUGAGUGCAAAGCAUUUACCAUUGACUGCUUGAUGAUGUUAAUGCAGUGGUGAAUCACUGUCAUGAAUCUUGAGUGCAAAGCAUUUACCAUUGACUGCUUGAUGAUGUUAAUGCAGUGGUGAAUCACUGUCAUGAAUCUUGAGUGCAAAGCAUUUACCAUUGACUGCUUGAUGAUGUUAAUGCAGUGGUGAAUCACUGUCAUGAAUCUUGAGUGCAAAGCAUUUACCAUUGACUGCUUGAUGAUGUUAAUGCAGUGGUGAAUCACUGUCAUGAAUCUUGAGUGCAAAGCAUUUACCAUUGACUGCUUGAUGAUGUUAAUGCAGUGGUGAAUCACUGUCAUGAAUCUUGAGUGCAAAGCAUUUACAAGUACAUCCAUUGAAUGAAUUUAGCAGCAUUAUGGUGUAUUUUAUAUAACACCCAAAUAGAUCCUUGCCAUUUGGUUGGAGGAUUGUCCAUCACGUGUCAGCAAAUUAACGUGAAUUUUUUCUCCAUCCAAUUUGUUUUAUUGCUCGGUGCGUACUACAUCCUUGCGUCUUUGAUAAUGCAGCAGUACAGUUACUGCAAGGCACAUGCUACAUUACGGCGCCACGUGUCUAAACAGCAGUACAGAACGUACUUAGGCACUGUUGAAUUCAAGCAAGCCGAACCAGAAGACAUGGGUGGAGUGUCACAAUUAAAUAUUUUACGCUUAGUUUGGAAAGUUGUAUCCUCGAAUCAAAAUGAAAAAAAAAAGCUCUACCUAGACGUUAUAUAAAACAAAUAAUGAAUGUUUUUCAGUCAUGUAAUAGUGAGAAUAUUUUCAAUUGUUGAAAGGUGAAAUGCUCUUUUCAACUUGGCCCUGCCUCAUUGAAAAGAACAUUGCAUCUAUCAACUCAUGAACAUAUUCGCACCAUUGCACUUAUAAACAUUCAUUAUUUGUAUACCAUAGUAUGUGACGCCUAAGUCCCAAAUGAAUCAGUCCUUUAAACUAGUGAAAUGGCAUUAAAGGUGAAGACAAUUGGAAUAUCAGCAAUGAUCAAUGUGUGAUAUUUUGAAUAAACUAAGGAAAUAAAAGAGAUGCGACAAGGUCUUAAACGUCUGUUUUAAAACGGUAGGGUGAUAGCCAUUUAUAUCUGAGGUGGAGCUCUAUUUUUGCAUCGCCAAGACCCUGCAAAGUUUGAAUGGCCGUUUAAGACUAAAUCAGUAUUUUUAUUUCCCUUUAUAAAUGCCCUUUUUGUCACUUUCUGGGACUCCUUUUCACUAAAGGUCAUAGUGCGCAAGACACUCGAUGAUUGUGCAUAGGUGCGAAUACCAAUAGAUUUUAUUUUUAGUACAGGUAUCUAUUGAUUGCCUUAUGCUUAAAUUGACACCCCUGUAAGCUUGAACACCAGGCGAUUAUUCCAUUCACGUUGACUUCACCUAAAUAUUGAAUGGUGUUCCAUUGUCAACCCAUGAUUAUAUUCUCGAACAAUCGUACAAGUUGAUCAGCGUGGCAGUACCCUGACCAACUUGAAGAUCAACCUGUCCGAGAAUAUUGUGCUAUUAAAUAUGUAGUGUUUUAAGCCAAUUUGAAGAAUUAAUCAUUGUCGAAAAACCUUAAGAACAGUUUUGUUUUGUGUUGCAAGUUUCCUGGAGGAUCAAUACGCGUAUUGGAUAUAUGGGCUGCAGAAGCACUAUAUUUUCCCAUACUCCACUUACGCUAAUAAUUAUAAGUUAUCACACAAGCGCGAGUGGAAUACGGAAAAAUAUAGCGCUUCUGCGUCCCAUAUCCAACGAAUCGAAGGCGGAUGUGGAUAUGGGACGCAUACACGCUAUAUUUUCCGUAUUUCCACGAGCGCGCGUGUGAUAACGUACUUAUCUUCAAGCAAACUUGGCGGGUGACAUAGA
This is a messenger RNA of Asterias rubens (European starfish), 4133 nucleotides long. RefSeq names its product kelch-like protein 18. NCBI's taxonomy places the organism in Eukaryota, Metazoa, Echinodermata, Asteroidea, Forcipulatida, Asteriidae. Gene Ontology annotation, molecular function: protein binding. The transcript is spliced from 10 exons. The coding region runs from base 126 to 1886 and encodes 586 amino acids. The record is from RefSeq and is a predicted model, not a curated record.